Molecule: messenger RNA, 5306 nt
Organism: Pelodiscus sinensis (Chinese soft-shelled turtle)
Lineage: Eukaryota; Metazoa; Chordata; Testudines; Trionychidae
Source: RefSeq, a predicted model, not a curated record
AGCCUGUAGCUUGUCAAGACGGUUGCUCUAAAAAUAGCUUGUGAGAAGAGUUUGCAGUCUGGUUUAGUUUCAGAUACUAGCUGAGCUAGCUUUAUUAAACUUUUUUUUUGCCACCCUCUCAAGACUAGAACGAGGGUAACUUGUUCCUUGUUUCGCCUUGGAUGUUGAUUUUUGGACUCAAGUAUAUUUAUUUUAUCCAUGGAUAAAGGAUACUAAUGCAAUGGCUGAAGAUUCAGAGACAAAACAUGGAGGAAACAAGAAUGGGAAGAAAGAAGGCCUCUCUGGAAGCUCAUUUUUCACCUGGUUUAUGGUAAUAGCAUUGCUUGGAGUUUGGACAUCAGUAGCAGUUGUUUGGUUUGAACUUGUAGAUUAUGAAGAAGUUUUAGCCAAAGCAAAGGACUUCCGUUAUAACUUGUCAGAGGUACUUCAAGGCAAGCUUGGGAUAUAUGAUGCUGAUGGAGAUGGAGAUUUUGAUGUGGAAGAUGCCAAAGUUUUGUUAGGCUUGACCAAAGAUGGCAGUAAUGAAAAUAUUGAUUCCCUUGAGGAAGUCCUUAAUAUUUUAGCAGAGGAAAGCUCUGAUUGGUUUUAUGGCUUCCUCUCAUUUCUCUAUGAUGUAAUGACUCCUUUUGAAAUGCUAGAAGAAGAAGAGAGCGAAGCUGCUGAUGAUGUUGAUGGACUUAAAGAAAGAUCUGUCCCAGCACAGUCAACACCAGCAGAAUCUGAGGAGUCCAUUCAACCUGCCGAGCAGUCAUUCGUUACUUCAGAGCACAAGAAGGUUGAAGCAGAAUUAGAAGAGGAAAUCCAGUCCAUUCUUCAUGAAGCACUUCAUUCACAGCCUGGAGAAAGGCAUGAGGAAGGUACAGAGGAAGAAUUAAAUGAUGACCAACUGGAGAAGGAUGAAGUAUAUGAAGAAACUUUUGAAAUUCCUACAACAGAUGACCUUUAUGUAGCAUUAGAAGAUGAAAUGCCUGAAGCAUCUGAAAUACCCCCAGUUCAGGAAGAAACUGACAGUCACAAUCAGGUAGAAGAACACGGAGUACGUGAGCCUGAAGAAGUUGAUAUUCCCGAUCCAUAUGAACAUUUAAUGGAUGUAGAAGAGCUAGAAGUUUCAGAUGAAUUAGCACUGGAAGAUGCCCUUGAACAUCAUGAAGAAUCAAAAUAUGGAGAAGAGCCUGAGACUCAAGAUACAGUAUAUGCAGAACUGGAGAGUGGAAAAACAGAAGAAACUGCAGGUAAAGAGCCUAUAAAUGAACACUACUUUGAAGAAAGCAUACAAGAACCACCUGAGGAUGCUGAAAAGGAAGAUGAAAUUGCAGGAGUUCUUCCAGAACCAGUAAAUGAAGAUAGAGAGCCAGAUGAAACUCCUGAGGAUGUAGACAUUAAUAAAAAACCACCAGAGAAAGAAGAGCAUAUAGAAGAUAAUGUGGCAGAUGAAACUCAGGAAACAGAAGUUCGUGCUGAAGCAGAGAAUUACUCGAAUGAUGAUUCAGUAGGAAAAAAUAAAGAAACUGAAAAGGAACAAAAAGAAAAAGCUGUGAAGAAGAAACCCAAACUCUUUAACAAGUUUGAUAAGACUAUUAAAGCUGAACUGAAUGCUGCAGAAAAGCUACGUAAAAAGGGAAAAGUUGAAGAAGCUAUGAAGGACUUUGAAGUAUUAGUGAGCAAAUAUCCACAGAGUCCACGAGCAAGAUACGGGAAAGCACAGAGUGAGGAUGAUUUGGCUGAGAAAAUGAGAAGCAAUGAAAUACUGCAAAAAGCCAUCAACACCUACGGGGAGGUUGCUAGUCUGCCAGACGUCCCUGCUGAUCUGGUAAAAUUGAGCCUGAAACGAAAAGCAGACAGGCAGCAAUUUCUUGGUCACAUGAGAAGUUCUCUAGUUACUCUUCAGAAACUAAUUGAUCUAUUUCCCAGUGAUAUCUCAUUCAAGAAUGACCUUGGAGUGGGUUACCUCUUGAUAGGAGAUAACAGCAAUGCCAAGAAAGUUUAUGAGGAGGUUCUGAGUCUGGUUCCAAAUGAUGGCUUCGCCAAAGUACACUAUGGCUUCAUCCUCAAGGCAGAAAACAAAAUAGCAGAGAGCAUUCCAUAUUUGAAGGAAGGACUGGAGUCUGGUGACCCUGGCACUGAUGAUGGACGCUUUUAUUUUCAUUUAGGUGAUGCCCUGCAGAGAGUUGGAAACAAAGAGGCAUACAAAUGGUAUGAACUUGGGCACCAGAGAGGUCAUUUUGCAUCAGUCUGGCAGCGCUCUCUCUACAAUGUUAAUGGACUAAAAGCUCAGCCUUGGUGGACAGCAAAAGAAACUGGUUAUACUGAAUUGGUGAAGUCCCUAGAAAAGAACUGGAAGCUUGUUCGUGAUGAAGGGCUUGCGGUGAUGGAUAAAGGAAAAGGGCUCUUCUUACCUGAAGAUGAGAACCUGCGAGAAAAGGGAGAUUGGAGCCAGUUCACAUUGUGGCAGCAAGGAAGAAAAAAUGAAAAUGCGUGUAAAGGCGUUCCGAAAACAUGUGCUUUAUUGGAAAGAUUCCCUGAGGCUACAGGGUGCCGAAGAGGACAGAUCAAGUAUUCUGUCAUGCACCCAGGAACUCAUGUUUGGCCUCACACAGGUCCUACUAACUGUAGGCUAAGGAUGCAUUUGGGCUUGGUUAUACCAAAAGAAGGCUGCAGAAUUCGAUGCGCCAAAGAGAACAGAACCUGGGAAGAAGGGAAGGUUCUUAUCUUUGAUGAUUCUUUUGAGCAUGAAGUGUGGCAGGAUGCUGACCGUUAUCGGCUGAUAUUCAUUGUGGACGUGUGGCACCCUGAGUUAACACCUCAACAGAGACGCACCCUUCCUGCCAUUUAAGAGUAAAUUUCUGAUAUAAGAAAAAGAUGAGGUUUAAUUCAUUGGAGUUCGCGAAUAUAAAUAUACAACACUAACUUGGAUUGCCGUGUGGAACAGGUCAGCCUUCUAGGGGCUAGGAGAUGUGAAGAAAUUGUUCCACAUUUACUAUGGACUUAUCUCAAAACGUUCCAUUCUGUUUCACACUAACAUGGCACUGAUCUAAUGGAUUUGCUUAUACUCAGCCAAAGAGCUGAAAGGCCAGAUUUUUAUAAUGAGGAAUGUGCAAAUGUUUGUGACAUGUCUAUGUGAUAUGUACCAAUACUACAGACGUAUAUAUGCACAUAGCUAGUCAAUCAUCUUAUUGGCUAUGUUAAUGCACAAAUAUCUGAUUUGUACAUGCACUGUUACCUGGAAAUGAUGCGUAUACAAUAGAUGUGCAUAAACAUUUGCAAACAGCUAGUUUUGGAAAUCUGUCAUACAAUUUCUAAUCAUAAAUGUUUUAGGUAUGAAACAUUAUGCAUAUAGGAGCAACUGUAGAUAAUGUGAAUGGAUUGUUUUAUUUCGUAUUUUUCUACAUGAGUAAUUGUAUUUUUCUAUCAGAGCUGUACAUGGAUCACUUCCUUUUGUGAACCACUAAUUUUUUUAAAAAAAUGUGUACAAUAAAUGCACCUUCAGCUUUUAGCAGGAGGAGGAACUUUAUAGGAACAGAUCUUACUUUUGCGAAGUGUGGCAGCCUCUUCUUGCCAUCUGUAAAUGUAGGCUGUAAGAUGAGUUUGAAAACUGAUAUGCAAUCAGUUGUUUUCCUACAGUGAAAGAGUUCUUUAAAUCUCCUUCAGCUACAAGUUUCUCUUCAGUUCUAGGACCUGAUCCUGGGAAGUACUGAGCAUCUGUGAUAUCCAUUAACUUAAGUGGGCCUUGCAGGUGUUCAGGAGUUCAAAAUUUAGAAUUAUGUUAAUUGCUUUAUUCCCUAUCAUUUCAAGGCCCUUUGUGUCAUGCCAUCUUCUGUCCAAGAGUUGGACACAGCUCCAUCCAAGGUUAACUUCUAGAUUGACCUGAGUGGUCAUUCCUCAGAAUAAGAACCUAAGCAGAAGAGAGACAGAAUUCCCUCAGCUGGGAGCAAAGUUCUGAUUUGGAAUUCUGAUCCUUGCCUGGAAGCACUGACUUUUUGCUAGAAUGUGGAACCAGAUAAGAGGAGAUUUGAGCACAGUUUUCUUCAUUUUAUUAAUUUCCAUGUCAGCAAUUAGAGAGUUUAGAUUUUUGUUCGCUAUAUCCCCAGAGAAAAGAAUGGGCUGCUUACCCUCUCCCCAUCUUAGUCUUGGGAAGCAUUCAUAUUGCAGUAAAUUGUCAAAUGUCUUGUAUUACUAAGGUGCCUUAUGGUUGUAACUAAGCACCGUAUGCACAUACUCAGAUUUUGGAUAUUACUAGGUCAUAUAGUGCCAUAUAACACAUUGCAUGUAACUCUCUUUUUUGGAGGUGUGCACUUUUAUUUCCUUUUGGAUUAGCAAAAUGUAGUGGUCAUGCACUGAAGAAGACUUCAGUCUCCGCUAAGUAUGAUCCAGAAAAAAGCUCGAGUGUGCUUUCUAACCUAGAGACAACUGUGUAUCCACCUGAACAGAAAUUCACAACUCUCAGGUGAAUUAUCAGGAGGUUCUAAAACAAUUUUAUUCAUUUCACACUUUGAAACAUGUAAAAUGCUUAUUGAGGGUUUAGUAUACGGGCCAGAUCCGGACCACCAAGUUGCUAGAUCUGGCCCUUGGCCCAGCAGGAGUCUGUCAGUUUCCUGGCCUGCCCCGCCCCCACAUACUGCUCUGAGCAGUGGGCUGAGCACGCUGUGGGUCUGUGGGAGGGGGAUGAGAGGCUUUGUGAGCUGUCCCUGCCCAGCACAAUCUUGCUGCUCUCUUUGGUCAAAGCUGCCAGGCGGCACAUGAAGUACCCUUCCCCUGGGCUUGCAGCAUUCGGAGCAGCACAUGAUCUCCGCCGGUGGCUCUUCUGAGUGGUGUGCGGGGGGGGGAGCAGGCAGGGAACCUGCUGGGAUAUUGGCCAGGAGCCACUUAGGUAAGCGCCUCCUGGCUAGAGCCUGCCUCUGGCACUCCAACCCCUCUCUGCCCCUAAACCUCAGCCCCUCCCUACGUCCCUACCCUAUGUUACCCAAGCCCUCUGCACCCCCACUUCUGCACCCAUAGUCCUGCCCAGACCUGCACCCCAGUCACCUGCCCCUAGUCACAACCCAAAUCCCUGAACCACUGCUCUAGAUCACAGCCCCCCCUACAUCCCUUUUCCAGGUCACAACCUCCUCCCAGACCUUGUACCCCAAUCCUCUGCCCCUGGUCACAACCCAAACUCCUGCGCCCCUCCUGCACUCCUGUCCCAGAUCACAACCUCCUCCCAUACCCCGCCCCCUCCUAAUUCUCCUCCAGGUCAGAAUCCUCUCCUGCAUCCCAGACCCUGCACCCCAGUUCCCUGCCUCAGAUCACAAUCCACUCCUUCCCAGACC